AUGGAUGAUGUGGACUAUAUUGAGUAUGAGGACUACACAGCAGGCAAUGACACAGAGAUCAAAACCAACGUAUCUCAGCUACUGACUUUCAGUACCUCGCAGUCGUCUCUGACUUAUGUCCUGGUGACAGCCAAUAUCAUUAUAUCUGUGGUUGGGCUCGCGGGAAAUUCCUUAGUGAUUUGGAUCUGUGGAUGGAAGAUGAAAACAACGGUCAUCACCACCUGGUACAUCAGUUUGGCCAUUUCAGACCUUUUGUUCUGUGUCUUCUUGCCACUCGACGUGUUCUACAUGAUAACCUCUCACUGGCCUUUCGGACAGAUAUUGUGCAAGCUCAGCUCCUCCGCCCUGUUUCUCAACAUGUACAGCAGCGUAUUCCUGUUGGUUCUCAUCAGCGCUGAUCGCUGUCUAAUGGCCUUAUUUCCUGUGUGGUCGCACAACCACCGAAGAGUGAGCAAAGCUUUUUGGAUCGUCGUCCUCAUGUGGAUCCUCUCUGCUCUCCUAACGCUGCCCUCAAUGAUCUUCAGAAAAACCACAGUCCACGGCUCAGUCACUCAGUGCCACACGGAUUACAAGGGCCAUUCCAGACACAAGGCUGUGGCGCUGACUCGAUUCAUCUGCGGGUUCCUGAUCCCUUUCCAAAUAAUUGUGUCCUGCAGCUUGGUGCUUUGUGUGAAGCUGAGAAGUUUGACCAUCAAGUCAACAAAGCCCUACAAAAUCAUGGUGGCGCUCAUCGUGUCGUUUUUCUUCUGCUGGGUCCCUUAUCAUACCUUUGUUCUCCUGGAGCUGGACCUGAAGAACCACAGCGUGGAAGUGCAGAAAGCCGGGCUGAGGGUGGGCUCCACGCUGGCUGCAGCAAACAGCUUCAUAUCCCCGCUUCUCUAUGUGUUCAUUGGUAAUGACUUCAAACGAACCCUGAAGAAGUCUUUGACAUCAGGGAUAGAGGAGGCAAUGGCUGACGAUUUUCGUACAGGUGGUCUCAGUAACUCAAAGGCCAAGUCGAUGGAAAUGAUCUGA
Stegastes partitus (bicolor damselfish) is the source of this 1014-nucleotide messenger RNA. RefSeq names its product chemokine-like receptor 1. NCBI's taxonomy places the organism in Eukaryota, Metazoa, Chordata, Actinopteri, Pomacentridae. Gene Ontology annotation, cellular component: plasma membrane. The transcript has a single exon. The record is from RefSeq and is a predicted model, not a curated record. The coding region runs from base 1 to 1014 and encodes 337 amino acids. Gene Ontology annotation, molecular function: complement receptor activity; G protein-coupled receptor activity. Gene Ontology annotation, biological process: phospholipase C-activating G protein-coupled receptor signaling pathway; complement receptor mediated signaling pathway; positive regulation of cytosolic calcium ion concentration.